Molecule: messenger RNA, 7533 nt
Organism: Helicoverpa armigera (cotton bollworm)
Lineage: Eukaryota; Metazoa; Arthropoda; Insecta; Lepidoptera; Noctuidae
Gene: Nedd4
Product: Nedd4
Exons: 21
Coding region: 367-3438 (1023 amino acids)
Biological process (GO): protein polyubiquitination; ubiquitin-dependent protein catabolic process; regulation of dendrite morphogenesis
Cellular component (GO): cytoplasm
Molecular function (GO): ubiquitin protein ligase activity; sodium channel inhibitor activity; protein binding
Source: RefSeq, a predicted model, not a curated record
UAACAAAGCCGAGACAUGAUCAAUGCGUCAAAAUACAGAGUGAACUGGAAUGCAAGACUAACUGUCAUGCACAGCCUGUCACAGAAAAUAAUUAUUAUCCCCCGUGAUAUUUUAGUUUUUUUAUUUGUGUAUCACGUAUUUCUAGAUAAUUGUUGCAGUUUUGGUGUUUAGAUUUUUAUAUUGUCGCCAUAACAAGUGUUACUAAUGUUGAUAAACUGUAGAAAACUUUGUAAUAUAGUGGCGAACAACAAUUAGAGGAACGUGUCACUAUUAUUUUGCAAAGAGUUGUUUUCAACCGAUACGUCGCUAUAGGAAUGUGAAUCGUGUCUAAUUUUACUUAAUUAUUAGUAUAUUUUCACAUGGGUGAUGGCUUGGCAGUCGGACACUCGUACUGAUGAGAAUAGCUUCCUACUUCGGCUGAGGAUUGUAGGGGCUUACUCAUUGGCUAAAAAGGAUAUAUUUGGUGCUAGCGAUCCUUAUGUGCGGGUGGAGCUACAGAAGGUCGAUGGGGACGUCACCAUUGAGACGUUUCUCACCAAAACCAAGAAAAAGACAUUAAACCCCACAUGGAAUCAGGAGUUUGUAUUUAGGGUAAAACCCCAAGAGCACAAGCUGCUAAUCCAAGUCUUCGACGAGAACCGACUGACUCGCGAUGACUUCCUCGGCAUGGUGGAGGUACCUCUCUCCACCGUGCCCACGGAGACAGCUGCGGCGGCCCGACCCAACGUCGUUAAGUACCCCUUGCGUCCACGCAGGUCCGUUGCGCGGUCGCGAGUCCGCGGCUACAUCGAGGUGUACCACGCGCUGGUGGGGCGGGUGGGCGAGCCCGGCACCGAGGGGGGGGAGCCUGCUGACGACUGGGAGCUCGUCGAGCCCUCGCCGCAGCAGGGCGUCGUGCAGCCGGUCGUGUCGAGCUCGGUCCCGUCCUUCACCGGCGGAGACUGGCAGCUGGUGGACACGGCCCCAAUACCUAUUGCUAUCGGCGGCGAGGCUCUGCCCCCGGGCUGGGAGGAGCGACAGGACGCGAACGGGCGCACGUACUACGUCAACCAUAUUGAGCGCUCUACGCAAUGGGAGAGGCCUACCUUCAUGCGCAACAUGAGCACGGAAUCACAAGCCGAGCGCAUGGAGACAGCCGCCACAGAGUUCCAGCGCCGCUUCCACAUCUCCGCCGACCACGACCAGCCCGCCAGCCCCGCCGCCUCACACAACCAUCAGGAGGAUAUAAGCAAUAGAAGUGGGGAGACUAACUCAACGGACCCCACGCCGUUUUCCACACCGAUCCGAUCGCCGGAACCCGUGCACGAUCCCGACACCGCGGUGACGAACGCACCAACUAAUAGUAUAAGUGAUGAAACCGACUGUGAUAAUAAUUUAAGAAACAAAACUAUACCGGAGGAGGAUGACGUUGUUUGCGCCAACGAACUUGUUGGCGAUGCUCAAACUGAAGCCAGUACUAGUCACGACACAGCUAGUGAGCCUAAUGACGAAGAACAAACUGAGACUAACACUGUUCAAGUUACUGAACACACUGACGAAGUAGACGGGGAAGCGGCUACUGAGGAACAAGACGACAGUCGAGUAGACACUGAGAAUACUACAGAACAGACCGAAACCGAAACAGAAGUACCAAAUGAGACAGAAACACCACCACAAAAUGAAAGUGAGAUGCAAAAUGAGGCAGAGGAGAAUGACACAGAAAGAACAACAGAAGUCAUAGAAAAUGAGACUGAACCUGAAACUGAAGUUACUGAAGAGGUAGCACUACCUCAGACAGAGGUUGUAGUAGAAGAUGCGUUGACGUUUGAUGAGAAUCACUUCAGUACGCCGACGGGAGGCGUGUCGCCCGUGACGUCACCGGCCGCCCGCCGCCGCAGGACCACCGCCAGCUCGAUCGACGAUUCCGAGGACGAGACGGAUGGUUCUACUGAGAGCACGCGGAGUAGCAGUGCCAGCAGCACACAGAGUCAGAAUCUGCCUAACAGUGAUGGACUUCCGCCGGGUUGGAGUAUGCAGCGAGCGCCAAACGGAAGGAUAUUCUUCAUCGACCACAACCAGAAGACCACCACGUGGAUAGACCCCAGAACCGGCUGUGCAUCAAGCUUGCCCACCCCCAGCGUGGCAGCGAGCGCGGCGGACGCGGACGAGCUGGGCGCGCUGCCCGAGGGCUGGGAGGAGCGCGUGCACACCGACGGCAGGAUCUUCUUCAUCGACCACAACACCCGCACGACGCAGUGGGAGGACCCGCGGCUGUCGAACCCGCAGAUCGCGGGCCCGGCCGUGCCCUACUCGCGCGACUACAAGCGCAAGUACGAGUACCUCAAGAGUCAGCUGCGUAAGCCGAGUAACGUGCCAAACAAGUUCGAGAUCAAAGUGCGGCGGAACUCGAUCCUCGAGGACUCGUACCGCAUCAUCAGUUCCGUCAGUCGACUCGACUUGCUCAAGACCAAGCUGUGGGUCGAGUUCGAGUCAGAAGUUGGCCUCGAUUACGGUGGUCUAGCCCGUGAAUGGUUCUUCCUACUCUCAAAAGAGAUGUUCAACCCUUACUACGGUUUGUUCGAAUACUCCGCUAUGGACAACUAUACCCUGCAGAUUAACCCUAACAGCGGUGUUUGUAAUGAGGAACAUCUGAGCUACUUCAAGUUUAUAGGCAGGGUAGCUGGUAUGGCCGUGUACCAUGGGAAACUUUUAGAUGCAUUUUUCAUCCGUCCAUUUUACAAGAUGAUGCUGGGCAAGCAGAUAGAGCUGCUUGACAUGGAAUCCGUAGACUUAGAAUAUUACAACUCACUUAUGUGGAUCAAGGAAAACGACCCGUCAGAGCUGUACCUAACGUUCUCAGUGGACGAGGAGCAAUUCGGCAAGACCAUACAGCGGGAACUGAAGCCGGGCGGCGCUAACAUCUCCGUCGAUAACGAUAACAAGGACGAGUAUAUCAAACUAGUGAUCGAGUGGCGCUUCGUGUCGCGCGUGGCGGAGCAGAUGUUCGCGUUCCUGGAGGGGCUGGGCGCGCUGGUGCCGCUGGCGCUGCUCAAGAUCUUCGACGAGCACGAGCUGGAGCUGCUGCUGUGCGGCAUACAGCACAUCGACGUGCGCGACUGGAGGAACAACACGCUCUACAAGGGGGACUAUCAUGCUAACCAUUUGGUUGUGCAGUGGUUUUGGAGGGUGGUGCUAUCAUUUUCGAACGAGAUGCGUUCCCGUCUGCUACAGUUCGUGACGGGCACAUCCCGCGUGCCCAUGAACGGGUUCAAGGAGCUGUACGGCAGCAACGGACCGCAGCUCUUCACUAUAGAGAAGUGGGGAUCGCCUGACAACUAUCCUAGGGCACAUACUUGUUUCAACCGCAUAGACCUACCUCCAUAUGAAAGCUACCAACAACUUCGAGAGAAGCUGAUCAAGGCCAUUGAAGGGUCGCAGGGCUUCGCCGGCGUCGACUGAAGACUCCGCCCUUCACAACCUCUAUAUAUCUUAAAACUGCGGAACUUUCUAGAUCACUACAGAGUGCCUACUGUGAGUUUUGAAAGUUAAAAUUCUCGAUGCGUAAAUUAUCAUCAUCUGCCUAGCCUUUUCCCAACUAUGGGGAAACUAUGGAGCGCUUUCCGAAACACGGAAGAACUCGUUAUGACAAGAUUGGUCACCCCCAUCCACAGACCAACCGCGCCAAGCGGUGCUGAACUUUAGGAUCGAUCGAUCCUAGCCGCUUUGACUUAGCUACGAACUCUAUUAUAAUACAACUUGAAUUACAGUAUGUAUUUCAGCCGACCUAUAAUUACGUAUCGAGAGCGUUAAAAUACAAAACUCUGAAUCAGCACUCGGAACAAAUAAGGUACUGUUCUGAUAUCUGUCAUUGACAUGUCAUUUGAUAUUUUCAAAAAUGAGGAUCAAUAACAGAUGUUAGAUAAAUCCUUAUUUAUAAAAAUAGACGUCAAUCACUGGCAUUAAAUGUUAUUGCAAUGUUUUUUUUAAUGCUCAUUAAAAUUUUGUUUUUUCAAUGCACCAAUGAUGCCACCUAACUUCUGCUCAAUAUCGAAGUUUUAUAAUAGUACGUAUUAAAUAUGGUGGAUGGUAUGUGUUUCUAGUUGAAACGGAAUAUUAAAUAAAUGCUUAUAAUAUUCUGUAUAUUUCAAUGGUGAUAAAAAUACUUGUUUAUGCUAUAGCUGUAUUUUAUACAGAUUAUAUUAAAAUAACUAAAAAUACGCCUGCCAGCGUGCCAUACAUACAUUAAUCAUGUCAAUAUACUAAUUUACGUUUUAAUCUGUAUAAGAUAUAGCUUAACAUAAAACGAUGGGAUUUACUUCAAUUAACCAUGUAAAUACAUAAGAGUUUUUACGGAUCUAAAAUUAAAUUGAAAAUGUAAAUUUAAUAAAAGAUAAAUCUUCCAUCUUUAAUGUGUAAAUUAAUUACUUAACGUCAAAGUAAAUGUAAAUAAAUUGGAAGUCUGAAAAUUCCGUAAAAACUAAUUUUGUUGGAAAAAUGUAAGGUAUACGAUAACUUUACCUACUGCGGAUAUGAUGUAAUACAGAUAUGCGUCUCCUGAUUAAAGACGUAUUUUUUUGUUACAUAAAAUCUUAAUUUAGCUGUUGACAGUUCUUUUCAAAUAACUUUGGAUACCUGUGAUGAGAUUUCAAAUUAUCUUACCCUUCAUUGGAGUUUAUUAACGGAAAAGUCUGUGUUAAAAUAAUUAAUAUUUGCUAUUUUAAGUACCAUUUGAAAUUACUUUCGAUAAAAUCUGUAAAUUAUUGACGAACACAAAAGAGGAGGGAGGUACCUAAAUCCGUUUCAAAAUACGUCUUUAUUCAAUGAAUUGAUCUGAUACAUCAGUGGGUAAAAAUUAUGAAUAAUGAAUGAUUAUUAUUACGUACGUACGAUUAGUAUUCUAAACGAGUGCCUAUCUAUAUUUAAUUGGUGUAUAAACAGCUUUCUUCAUUUUUUGUUAGUAUCUAUCGACAAUCGUGACAAAAUUCAUGAUGGUUUAUUAUUUAAACCAUAAUUCAACAAUAAAACAUGUAAGCAAUCAAAUAAUCAAAAAAAUGUUUAACAAUAAACUCAAGAUUUAAACACUUCCAAUGAACUUAUAAAUGAUAUACUCCUGCAUUGUAAAAUGGAAGAGAUAUGUCAUUUUGACAUAUAUGGUUCACAAAAAAAAUAAAAUUACAUCGGCUUUAAAAUAGCAAUGACUUAACCGUGUCGAAAGCUUGUCUAAUUCAUACUUGGCGGAACUAGCUUUACGACUAAGCCAUAAUGAUAAUGUCGAAAUAAAGCUUCUACAGUUAAAAUACUAUCAUCAUCUUCCGAGCCUUUUCCCAACUAUGUUGGGGUCGGCUUCCAGUCUAACCGGAUGUAGCUGAGUACCAGUGUUAUACAAGGAGCGACUGCCUAUCUGACCUCCUCAACCCAGUUACCCGGGCAACCCGAUACCCCUUUUCCGCCAUUUUUAAGGGGACUAGAAUCACGGGCCAAUUGAAACAGAAUUGAUAUGGCUUCUUAAUUAUAAUGCAAUAAUUAUUCUGAGAUUCAAUUAUACUUGUGUGUAUAAUAUAAUACCAUACUAAUUUAUGUGGAAAUUUAUUAUAAUAUAAAGGUGAAAAUGUAUACUAAAAUUGUGAUGUACAUGGUGUUUCGUUUUCUGCCUGUCACGUUUGACAGCUGUCAACGUCUCACGACCAAUCGCGGUAGCCUUUGAUGAGUGAGUGACAAUGCCUAUGUAUUGUUGAUAAUUUAUUCCACGCAUUAUUUACGAUUAUAAAUUCUAAAUAACGUGAUAUAGUCGGACAAGGCGAAGGCAAUGUAAAGUUUUACGAGAAGUAUCAAUUAUUAGUGUGUGACGUAGGCGCCUUGUUCGGACUUCUUUAGCAAUUAAUUCAUUUUGCGUCCUAUACUACGUUAGAUAAAUUGCUUUUCGCUUGGAUAUAUAAAAAGAUAUUUUCAUAUAUAGCACACUUGUACAUAAUUUUAGUAUAAGGUGUAAAAAAUUGCUAUGAUUGAAAUAUGUAAAAAUAAUUAGAUUACUGAAUGGUAUCCAUGAAAUGGACAGUUGAAAUUUAUUAUUUGAAUAAUAAAAUAUAAUAUUUAUUGAUAAAGCAAUUGUUUACACCCUGUAUUUAUUUAGUUUUAGACAAGUUGCGUUUUCGUCUAUGAUCGUUUACUUAAUUUAGAUAGCUUUAUCAAUAUAUUAUUUGUAUGUCUUUGUAAUUUUAGGUGACAUAAUGAAAUGCUCUUUCCUGACUUGAAAUAUAUUAAAAUCAAUUCCGCGCAAUUUCAGUAGUCUCGUUGCGUAUAAUUGAUUGUAAUAUUCUGUACAACUAUUUUGUUCGUAUAAAGUUUAUUUGUAAAGUAUUACAUACAAUAAAUAUAAUAAAAUUAAACACAAGUACAUAUAACGCUCAUUUCGUUAUUAUAAUUUGCCUAAAGUUAUAAAGAUUCUUAUCGAAAAUAAAAUUGUAUAAUUCCAUAUUAUUAACGUUUUUCAUUGUAAAAUGUUGACGAAACAUCGUGAUAUUUUAUUAUAGUUUGAGAGAUAGCAUAGUUUUACGAUUCGUCAUCUUUGAAUUAAAAUAUUUGCGUCAACCUAUCGGGAAAAACUGGCUCAUAUGGUCGGCAUCGUAACUUUUGCUAACAUUAAAAUAAGUAUGUAAAAAAUAUCUAGCAUUUAAAUAGAAAUUAAGAUUAUGGUUAUCAAAAAGUACUAAGGUGGAUAAAUAACUUGUUUUACUAACUUAGCUCCUAAACUAUGUUUUGAAGAUGACGCGAGGAAUUAUUGCUAUCUCUUAAAUAACCAAGAUCUAUAUUGUGGCGCUAUAUGAGCGCGUGUGAAGUUACUGACAUAUGAAAACUGGGAAAUAAAGACACAAAUACACUGCAAAUAAUAUUGUUCGGAUAGCUUCCAUAGACAAUACGCUUAUAAGCGUAGACAUGCCGAAUGAACUAGCGUCAUAAUCCAGCCUCCAUAUAUAAAAACGUUUUGCUUACAGACGGUAGAUGUUUGACCUAACUACCAUACGUAAACUAAAUAAAAGAUUUCUUGCUUUUUAUUUGUGAGGGACUGAAGGAUUGACAGUAUUUACCCUUUAGGAAAUUGCAAACUAACUUAAGUAGAUAGUUAAUCAAUAAAAAUAACUUUGAUAGCUUAUACCGACGGCUCCUAAGUAUACUGAGUCAACUAACAAAUUUUGCGAAUUGCACAUUUUUGUGUAUUAACACAAAUAACAAUAAGAAUAUUGUAAAUACACAACAAAAAAGCAAUUCGCAAAAUUUGUUAGUUGACUCAGUAUACUUAGGAGCUUUCUUAAUAUGUACCUAAUAGUAAAUAAUAUGCAAGGCGGCUAUUUCCACCAUUUUCUAAAGACACGAUGUUUCCAGUUUUCAUAUGUCGUUAAUAAAUAAAUAGGGUUGUCAAACAAUGAACAAUACGCGGUGUUGUCUAACGUAAUCAACGAUAUUUUUUAUUUUAUGUUUACGGUAAGAUUAUUCAUGUAAAUAUAAUACUAUAUUUGAAAUUUGAAAAAAAAAAUCAUUAAAAAGUCAUUAUUUUGA